Acaulospora morrowiae is the source of this 5328-nucleotide messenger RNA. Lineage: Eukaryota; Fungi; Glomeromycota; Glomeromycetes; Diversisporales; Acaulosporaceae. The record is from the annotation of a GenBank genome assembly.
AUGCACCUGAUUGGUAUUAAAUAUAAACGUUUUCUACAAUUAAGCCUGUUAUUUUAUUUUCUAAGGGAUCCAGCUGGUCCCGAGCUUUUACAGCUCUCGAACGAAGCCCGGCGUAAACAUCCUGAAAUCAAAGAGGCAGCAGAAAGAUCAAUUAUCAUUCUACGUACACUAAAGGACCCUGGAUUGGAUAUAUCACAAGAGCUCGCGAAAAAUAAAGAUUUCUUGCGACCUUUUCUUCUUGCUUGCGAAACGAAACAUGUCAAGUUAAUUACCAUAUCAAUAGGUUGCCUUCACAAGUUAAUAUCGCACCAUGCAAUUCCUGAGUCUUCAGUGAAAACAAUUCUCAAGACACUUAAUGACAUUAUGUCACAAGGAGUUGAUAUACAGCUUAAAAUCUUACAAACAGUUCCCCCAUUACUGAGCAAUUAUCAAGCAUUACACGGCGAUCUUUUGGCGGAGGCUUUAUUGGUUUGUUUUCGCCUUCAAGAUUCAAAGAUUGUAGUGGUAAAUAACACAGCAGCCGCUACAUUACGUCAGCUAGUGAUUAAUGUUUUUGAAAAGGUUCAGGAAGAGGAUAAGAUUCAUGAAAAAUAUGGAUCGAUACAACCUACUUCGACUACGAUAACAGUUCAAGGAGAAGGCGAUAUAUCACUCCGCCCUUGUGCGAAAGAUGCUUAUUACCUUUUUCAAGAUUUAUGUUUAUUGACUAAUUCCGAACAACCAGUUUACCUUAGAUUAUAUAGUUUAUCAAGAACAUUUGGUCUAGAGUUGAUAGAAUCAGUAUUGACGAACCAUUCAAAACUAUUCAAGCCGCACCCAGAAUUCGUAUCCUUACUAAAAGAGCGCGUUUGUCCUCUUAUUAUCAAAAAUUUUUCUGAAAAAUAUGACUUUCCAACUAUUAUGCGUUUGAUGCGGGUGGUUUAUAUUCUGCUUAAACAAUUUAACGAAAUUCUGGUUAUGGAAUGCGAAAUAUUUCUCAACAUGUUUAUCAAGUUUCUAGAGCCCGAUAAUCCAUUAUGGCAGCGAGUUAUAUCUAUGGAGAUAUUUCGAGGCAUUUGUGUGGAUGGUAGUUUACUCCGUUCUAUAUAUAAUUGGUACGAUAAGCAGGGUACUUCUACUCACGUAUUUCGAGAUAUGAUAAAUGUCUUUGGAAAAUUGGCCGCCGAGAAACCUCAAGUGUUAGGCGUUGGUAGCCAUUCAUUAAUUGGACAUUCACAUCAAGGCAGAGAGAGCUUGGAGGUAUCUAGCAUGACUGGUGUUGGAAUAGGAGGGCCUGGUCAAGUUGAUUCAGGUUUGAACACAGCAAAUUCGACAAUGAAGAUCCAGUGUGUUGAUCAAUUGGAUAAAGUAGAUCCACCACCAAUCCCUGAAACAUACCUAUACUAUCUUGCACUUUUAUGUCUUAAUUCAAUAGCGGACGGUCUACACAAUUUUGUUCUCAUGAUUUUUACCGAUAUCAUCCAAAAACAGCAAUCGGAAAGAAACUCAUCAGAACGUCAAAAUCUUAAUUCAUCAUCUCCUUCAUCGUCUCCGAAGAUGCCUACGAUGCAACAACCCACAGCUUUUGGAGUUUCUGCAUUGAAGAAACUUGAAUCUCAUCCAUUCCACAAGGAAAUUUUGCUGACUACUGAAAUGGCUAAUACUGCAUGGCCGGGAUUACUUGCUGCUCAAUCUUUUUUUCUUACUGCUAAUCUUGAUGACGAAUUAUUCUCAGGUGUUUUGCGUGCUUAUCAAAAUUUCACGAUCGUAUGUGGAGUGCUUCAGCUAUCAACUCCCCGUGACGCUUUUUUGACAAGUUUAUGUAAAGGAGCUGUUCCUCCUAGUGUUGUUGCUGCAUUCUUUGCGGAAAAUAGAGCAACUCACAAUAGCAGUGGUACCAGCGGGUCACCUAGUGAUGGGUCGUUACUAGUCACUUUGUCAGAUAGAAAUUUAUCUUGCCUGAAGAUUUUGUUGAACAUUGCACAAUACCUCGGUGGAGUGUUGGGCGAAUCAUGGUAUUUGGUUUUGGAAACAUUACAACUGGCAGAUUAUAUUCUCUUUCCAAAACAUGGCAGAGGUGGAACGAGAACUCGGAGACUUGGUUCUCAGAAUGCUGCAUCAGUAUCAGUUACUUCUUUGUCUUCACCGCAUACCGCCGGAAGCAGUAAUUCGUCUCUUCUACAGCCCUCAACAACUCCUCCUAAUGUUAAGAGAUCAUAUUCCUCAGGAGCUUCGUCUACACAAGCUGUCUCAUCAUCGACUUAUAUCGUCUCUCAACAAACGGCCAUCGAAAAUGAUUUAAAUAUUCUAUUGAGUCAGAUAAAGAAAUUAUUCGAUAAUUGCAAAUAUCUUGACGAUGAUGCUUUGCAGUUUUUCACGAGGUCUUUAUGCAAGCUCAAUGCUUACACAUGGGGAUUACCUUUAGACGAAGAACUUUCAGUUACAACCCAGGAAGCAGUGUCGGCGGAGAGUAAAACACCCAAAUAUACACCAUUGAGCGCCUUGCGAGGGAAUAAGUCCGAUGAAAAAUCUUUUGCCAUUGAGAAAUUGCGCACCGUUUCGCUUUCAAAUAGCCACCGUUUGAUUUUACGAGAACCUUCUCUCGUCUGGAACUUGAUUGUUUCACACUUGAUCACAACCGCAAAUUACAUUUCAACUCCAUACGUAAUUCGUAUGCAGGCUUGCGAAGUAUUGGCCGAGAUUAUUAUCACGUCUAUGAGUUAUGCUGGUUCGGUGCAGAUGGAGUGUGACGAACGGAUCCAAAUGCAGCUUUUGAAUUCAUUGAAUCAACUAGUAAAUAAUCCGGAUAGGGCAUUACAGAAUUCUAAUAAAACAUCAUACAUCGAUGUUCAGAAGAUGGGACUUGAGACUUUGAAUAAGUUGCUGCAAACAUCCGGUCAUUCUUUCAUAUACGGGUGGGGGAUGAUUUUUGACAUGAUUAAGAGUGUUUGUUCAGUAAACAAUUCGGAAAAUGAAGAUGAUGGUAAUGUGACAGUUAUUGAGAAUCUGAAUAUAAUUGAUGCAUCAUCAUUUGGUGUAUCCAACAGCAAAACAUCAGGCCUAGUACGUGUAGCGUUUCCUUCAUUGCAGCUCAUUUGCACAGAUUUCUUGUCAUCGUUAUCUCCCGAAUGCUUGAAACAAUGUAUAAAUACAUUGGGUGCAUUUGGGCUGCAAAUGGAUGAUCUUAAUAUAAGCUUGACGGCAAUUGGACUAUUAUGGAAUGUAUCCGAUUUUAUACAAAUAAAACGAACUGAACUUGAAAAGAAUUUUAAAGUGAAGGACGAGGAAGCCGAGAUUGUCAAAGAUGUGAAGAUUGAACAAGAGAUCGAACGUGUCAUUCAAGGAGAAUUAUCACCACAUACUAUGAAUGCAUUAUGGAUGUUAUUGUUGUUGCAACUCUCAAAGAUUUGCUCCGACAUAAGACCAGAAGUGCGUAACGGUGCAAAUCAAACUUUGUUUCGCACAGUUGACAUGAACGGUGCCGUCUUGGGAACACAGACUUGGCAUACCUGCAUUUGGCAAGUGUUAUUUCCGUUACUGGAUUCCAUUAAAAUAGCCUCUGAAAAAGCCGUUAAGGCGAUGCAUCAACAACAACAGACUACGAGUUCCGAACGGAACACUCCGCAGAAAGAAUAUAGCGGAUUCAUGGUUCAUCAUUCACGAAAUACAAUCGACAAGCAGUGGGAUGAAACGAAGGUAUUGGUGUUGACGGGAAUGUCUGGCAUAUUUAGGAACUUUCUUCCAUUAUUAUUGACUUUCGAAGAUUUCCAGCAAGCAUGGGAAUUGUUAUUAUCACAUUUGCAAGAUUCAUGUUUAUAUUCGAAUCAGGAAGUAGCGAUUGCUUCCAUCAGAUCUUUGAACACAAUAAUUCAUCUUCCUGAGGAUGAAGCACAUACAGAUGAAUUUAGAAAGAAAAUCUUUCAAUUCUGGCAUACUGCAUGGCUUGUCUGGGAGAAAAUAGGUUUAGGCAUUAUCACAGCAUCUGAAAAAAAAAAUAUCAAAGUAGAUAAUCCUGCUAUUUCGUCACCAGCAGAUAGUACGACAUCAACUUCAUCACGUUUCAACCAGGAAACCCUCACUGCCUAUAUUAGCACGUUUAACGAUCUCUAUAAAAUAUUACGCUUUAAUUUUUCUAUCGAGGAAAUAAGAAGGCUAUUGAAAGUUGUCUAUGGAACACUGACUUAUCCUAGUAGUCCUUCGUACAGACCAGAUCACGAUUACCUCACUCCCUUACAAGAGGCAGCUUUGGAUGUUGUAAAAAAUAUAGACCUAAAUGUACCUGGUGCUCCCGCUGCGGUAUUGGGCGAUCUCGCAGAAUAUAUAACCUUGGCAUUCAUGAAAAAAACCCGUGACGAAGGAACCGUCAAUGAAAAAACGGACAAGCAAGGCAAGAAUGAUUUGGUCGAGCAGAAGACACCAGCAAAAAACACAAAUUCGAACACUAAAAAGUCGAAAACGGAGGCACCAGUUACAACGUCUAAAAAGUCAUAUGAAACAGUAACCUUCAUUAUAUUCUCCAAGACUUCCAUGCGUAUGGUUGAGAGCUUGUUUAAAAAGUUUGUGAAGGAUAAGGGGGUUUAUUCCGAAGGUGUCUUUGAGAAAAUCAUUUGGGCAUACGGAGUUCCGAUGAAAUUGAAAUAUAAUUGCCCACCAUCAGGAAAGCAUGUUGAAGACAUUGAGCUUUGGAAGAUUGCCACUACUGCUUUUCUGAAGAUUGUGAAAGAAGGGUUAAUUGCAUUAGAAGGUUUCGGGAACGAUAUUUCCGAUGAACGCUUCGUAAAUACUUGGAAACAGUUAGUCGAUGUUAUUCAAGGCAUCUUGAUAUCUAAUAGUCACCCACCAUCCUUACUCAAAGUGGAUCAACAUGACAUAGAUGAAGCCUUUGAUAUGAAAUGCCUUUUCGACUUACAGACUGCCGUAAUGGUUCAUAUGGGUCGUCCUCGAGUUCCACAAGAUCUUAUUAAGAAGAUGAUUGAGGCGAUAAAAGAUGGGUCACGAUUGUAUUCCACCGACGUGCAAAGGCAAGGAAAUGGAUACUUGAACCGAUCUCCGACGCCACCCAAUAAAGUAAAUGAACCACAUCUCAAAAAAGCUCUUGAGGAGGUGGAAGGAAUAACUACUACAAUUGUUCCUGUAGCUAGAGAAGGAUUUGCGUAUGCUUGUUUGCAAUGCUUAUUCGAUUUAUGUUCAGAUGAACAAGAAGACGAAGUUGGCAUACGGAAUCGCAUUGCAGAAGUUACAGCACCUGUAUUAUUAGAAAGGUGCGCAUCGGUGAUCCGUAAUUAUACUGCGGAUCAACCUUUAUUAGGAAAAUUUCCGUUUCCAAGGUCGGUUUGGGAAUUGGAUUGG